Onychostoma macrolepis is the source of this 2813-nucleotide messenger RNA. RefSeq names its product transmembrane 6 superfamily member 2a (gene tm6sf2a). The record is from RefSeq and is a predicted model, not a curated record. Lineage: Eukaryota; Metazoa; Chordata; Actinopteri; Cypriniformes; Cyprinidae. Bases 195 to 1322 code for a protein of 375 amino acids. Gene Ontology annotation, cellular component: endoplasmic reticulum-Golgi intermediate compartment membrane; endoplasmic reticulum membrane. The transcript is spliced from 10 exons. Gene Ontology annotation, biological process: lipid homeostasis; regulation of lipid metabolic process.
UCUGAGUGAACGACACGACACACAGCGACACAGAGCAACUGCACACUUCAACCUCAGACAAAUCAAGGCACAGGAUGCGUUAUUGCAGUUUCUAGAUAUUUAUUUAAAUAGCUAUUUAAUAGCUUGUGUGUUUUUGCUAGAGUAGUUAAAUAGAGCUCAGCUGAUUUGAUAUUUGUGGAUUCCUGAUUUCUCAAAUGGAUUUUCCUCCAGAGAUCAGUGUUUUUAUUCUGUCUCUGACAGCGCCUUUUAUUCUCUACACAAUCAACAAUGUGUCCUUCUUACAAGAUUCACAGGUUAUACUGGCAAUAGGCAUUGCGGUUCUUACAACGAUAUUCCUCCUGGCAAACCUCAGCGUCAAGAGUAAAACAUCCACCGACCCUCUCUUCUACGUGUUUGCCGUGUUUUCCUUCACCUCUGUUGUCAGCAUCACCAGUGCUCUGCAGCACCAUGGAUUUAUCAAGGGCUUUAUGGACUUUUAUAUAAGCAAGGGGGAGCCGUACCUGAACACAGCCCACGGCAUCAUGAUGAGCUACUGGGACGGAGUCCUUCACUACGGUCUGCUCCUCAUCAUGGUCCACCGCAUGACUGCAGGGAAGCCGUUUCGCAGUUUGGCUCUCGUAUGGGCCGGAUCCAUGAUCGCCAGUCAGAUCGUCUUAAUCACAGGCAUUGUAGUAGGUAAAUAUGGAAAAAACCUCCUCCCUGCUUUCUGGAGAAACGGCUUUUCUCUGGUUUUACCCAUAUGGGCGGCGACAAAGCUCUUCAACAGGCCGAGAGAGCUGUCAAUCAUUCCUGCUGACAAGGUGGAGGUGGAGCAGAAGAAAACGCUGCUGUCUCGUCCCACAGACCUGCUGCUCACGCUGGGCCUCGUAGGAAGCAUCAUCUUCACUGCGUUCAGAGGCUUUGUGGUUCUCGAAUGUUCUCUGGAUUUUUGCUUUACCUACAUCUUCCAGUACGAGCCGUACAUGAAAGACAGCGUUGGCUUUCCAAAAGUCACGAUGCUGGUGUUCUUCUUCUAUGUUUUGCCGCUCCUGGCGGCGUGUGUUUAUGGGCUUCACGCUCCUGGAUGCACAUGGAUGCUGGACUGGACUCUGGUCCUCGCAGGAGCUGUAGCUCAGAUGCAGUGGACUCACCUGGGCUCGUCUGUUCACUCGCGCACACCGUUCACCUACAGGAUCCCCAAAGACGAGUGGAGGCAGGUGGUCACGCUGAACCUGCUGUACGCGGCCGUGCCCGUCCUCCUCGCCGUCCGCUGCUACAUGGACCAGACCUUCUUCAUGAAGAGCGUUCCUCAGGAGCAGGCCAGCAACGGCAAGAAGAAUUAAAACCAUCAGCAUUCACAUGCAAGAACAUACAGGACAGUGAAGCGUUUCAGAAGAGAGACUCUAGACUCAUAGAUUAUUUGUAAAAGCAUCAAUAUAUCAGUGGCUAUAUCUGUAUCUGCCAGUAUUAGUGGUUUUGAAAUGUCCAGCGAAGCCUUUCGGUCUGAUCCCAGCCAACAAAAAGAAGUUCUAAGACGUUUUGCUAACGUUCCCAUCAAGUUCAAACGUUCAAAAGGUCCAGUUAAAAAUGUUACGUUAAUGGAACAUUCCAUUGUAUCACUUUGCAACAUUAAGGAAAUGUUACUUUUGAAUGUUCUAUGAACAUUCUAAAACAAGUAACAUUUAAAAAACGUUAAACACUACAAAGUUCCAUUAACAAUGUAUAGACAUUUUGAAAUCAUUGUUAAAGACCAGAACAUUUUGAACAUUUUAUUAACGUGACUGGAAGAACGUAAUCGAGAGAACCUUUUCAGAACAUUCCCUGUUAUUAUGAGCAGAUACAAGUAUUUGGGCUUCUUUUUUCCAAUUCAAGCAGUAAAUUCUUUUUCUGUACUAGGUUAUAAAAUAUUUCAGUCAUAACAGUCAUGCAUUUUUUUAUUGUCAGUAUCAGUUUGAUUCAAAUAAUAUUAGACAGAUGCCUGAUUUUAUUUAUUUUAUUAUAAGCAUGGUACUGUUUGUGAACACAAAAAAAGGGCAAAACCCUUUUUUAUUGACCAUGACAAAAUAAUUGUUGGUUUAUUGGUAUCGACCAAAAUGUCAGUGAUCCGUUUUUUCUUUUUUACGUGGUGUUUUGUAGCUUUGUUCAAGUGUAAAGUGUGUGAAACAGAUCUCAGCCAGGUUUAUCUCUGGUCAGUUGGUGAAAUCUCAAUAAAUAUGGACUCUGGACUAGUUUACAUCACUCUCAGAGACGCUCAGGGUGUGUUUUGUAGUUUUUUUGCUGCAAGGACUGUAUUUCAUUCACUAGAGUUAUUUUCUUAAAUUAGUAUACGUUAUUAAAACAGUACCUGAUUGGGUGAAUCUCACAAAAAAAGAAAAAAAAACUCAUCCAGGGUGAGAUAUGGGGUUGAAAUAGUCAUAAAAACUGUCUUUUUAUAUGAAGUAUAAAGAUACAAAUGAUGUCCUUUUGUCAAAUGUCCAAUAUGACCUGAACAUGUUCUUGGCAGAUUCACCCAUGUUUUACUUGAUAUUUUUUUGUAUGAUUUUCUAUAUUGUAUAGUGUUUUCCCAAACACUUUUCUGCGGUACGUGUGCUCUUUGCCUGUCAUGAUCCCUCAUAUCUCGUCUUGUGAAAUUCGCUGUUUAUUAUUCUUUGCGUUGGGCUCCAAAGGGAACACGGGGGCACGGGUUCAGCAGGGAGAUAUAUUUAUAGCAUUGCAACACAGUGAAACUAGAUUCAUUUAAAGAUAUCUAGGCAUGAACUGAUCUGUCACAUUUCUUCCUCGUCCAAUCAAAUCUCUGACCUUUGCUCUGUAGCUGAUGACAUCACGGGGAUGAU